UCACACCCAAUCUGCAUCCACCGAGGAAGAGUGCUUGCUUUUAAAAAUAUUGGCGCUUGUCUCAUCAACGCCAGCUCUUUUUCAAGCUCCAUGUACUACUUCAUUGUGAGAUGCAAGUGUUGUGGGGAUCUUCUGAAAAUAUAGCAAACGUGACGAAAUUAAAGUGUCCUCUUAUAAACAAUAGUAUCGCUUUGAGGAAACACAAUGGAAAGUAAUGUAUGCAGCCACGUGAAGGUGGUCGUUCGGGUGAGGCCAACCAACAGUAACGAAAAGAGCGACAAUUAUCACAAUGUGGUGCAGGUUGUUGACAAACACAUGUUAAUAUUUGAUCCAAAAGAAGAGGACUUCUCCUGUUUUGGUUCCCGAAGAGUUAGAAAUAGAAACAUCAACAAGAGGCCCAAGAAAGACCUUAAAUUUGUUUUUGACCAAGUCUUUGGAGAGAAUUCAACUCAAGACGAAAUAUUUGAGAAUGCCAUGAAAGGAGUGUUGGAUAGCAUUAUGAAUGGUUUUAACUGCACAGUUUUUGCCUAUGGCGCAACUGGAGCAGGCAAAACGCAUACCAUGUUAGGAACACCAGAUGAACCGGGAGUCAUGUACCGCACCAUGGAAGACCUUUUUAAACGCAUGGACGAUGCCAAGGAAGAGAAAGAGUUUUCUGUUACGGUCUCCUAUCUUGAGGUUUACAAUGAACAAAUCAGGGAUUUACUGGCUAAUGCAGGUCCUCUUGCAGUAAGAGAGGACCGUGGUAAAGGAGUUGUGGUUCAGGGCCUGACGCUGCACAAGCCAAAAUCUGCCGAGAGCAUUCUCCAGGCUUUGGAUUUUGGCAAUCGAAACAGGACGCAACACCCUACUGAUAUGAAUGCUACUUCCUCCAGAUCCCAUGCCGUAUUCCAGAUAUAUUUGCGACAGCAGGACAAGGCUGCGAGCCUUAAUCCUAAUGUAUGUGUUGCCAAAAUGAGCCUAAUUGACCUGGCAGGCUCCGAAAGAGCCAGUGCUGCCAAUACCAAAGGGCAGCGCUUGCGUGAAGGUGCGAACAUCAACCGCUCACUCCUCGCCCUGGGAAAUGUUAUAAAUGCUCUCGCUAAUCCCAAGAGCAAGAAGGCUCAUAUACCAUACAGGGACAGCAAACUUACUCGGAUACUCAAGGACUCUUUGGGAGGCAACUGCAGUACUGUCAUGAUAGCCAACAUCAGCCCUUCAUCCAAGUCAUAUGAUGACACACAAAACACUCUGAAAUAUGCUAACAGGGCCAAGGAAAUCAAAUCUUCGCUGAAAAGUAAUGUUAUAAGCCUGGACAGUCACAUUGGUCAGUAUGCAGUCAUUUGUGAAAAGCAACGACUGGAGAUUGUACAGUUGAAGCAAAAAUUGAAAGAGUAUGAAGGCAAAGAUCUGAUGGAUAAAAUAUCUACGGAGAAGCAAGCAGACAUCAAAAGGGUGUCAGAAUCUCUGCAGCAAGUCUUCUCCAACCGUGGCCAAAUCAGGAGAGAACAGCUGGAUCUGGAGAGACAACUGAAGGAGAAUGAGCUGCGCCAGCGCUACAGCGAAGAGGACAACCUGCAGAUCCAAUACAUCUCUGCCAACGAUAAGACUGAGAAGGCUACUUGUAAACAUGAGCGGAGGUUGGGGAUCCUGCGCUCUGAGCAGGAGCGCAUUUGUAAAAAACUGAAAGAGGCCGAAAUUAAUUUUCAGAAAAAUGAUGGCUGGCUUCACCGUGUCGAGAAUGAAGUGAAAUCGUUCAAGUCAAAUAAUCAGAUUUCUGAGAUAUUAGAAAAAGACGUACGUUGCCACCGACUGGAGCUACAGGUGAAUGAUCUUAAACAACACAUCAAACAGAUGGUCAAAAUUGCUGCACUUCAGGAUCAAGAGAACAAACGCAUGCAAAAAAUGGUGAAUCUGUUAUUGCCCGCUUAUGGUCAAUUCUACUCUGCCAUGUAUGACUCUGGGCUUGUUACAGCCCAAGAUGAGUUGAAAAACCAAGAACUUGUGCAAAUUCUGCUAAGAGAGAGAAGUGUGGCUUGGGCGGACCAGGUAGGAGCCAACCAAGAUGUACAAUGUGGAAAAAGCUCACAGGAGAGCAAGGAUUUUGGUGGUGAAAUUGCACCUUUCCUGGCCUUCUCAAAACUGCUUUACUUUCAGAGCAGCCCAUGUAGUGCAGAGGGGCGGGCAAAGUCACUGAUCAAAAAUGCUCCAUUGUCCAAAGGCAGCAGAAGUCAUCCAAACCUACAGCAAGACAUACUUCCCCGACGGCCCGUUAGAAGAAAUCUCGCUGUGUUGCUGCCACAACAAAGCCCAAAGACUUUUUCCCACGAGUUUGAGGAGGGUACCUUUCCUCUCCAGUGCACACCAGAGCCUGCUCAAAAAGAUGUUAAGUUUAGUUUGUCCACCCGCAUGGAUCCCAAUGUGACCCUUGAAGUUCAACAUGAAGACAAUGCAACGAUCAUAAUAAGCGAUGACGACCCCUCGCAGGAAAUGAAGUCACAGGGUUAUUCAACUCAAACCCCACUAAUCAAUCCUGUCAACAAAGCCCAGCUGAUUCCUAACAAACGACAUCAGCUCUCCUUACAAGAAAAAAGACGUGCCAACCCAGCUUACAUGGGCAUGACGUCUGCUGCGCAAGGAAAGCGUAAACAUAUCAGGGAGAAUGAUGAAAACCUGUCCGCACCAAAGCGUGUGAAGAAAGCCCUCUCCACCAGACCAAAGAGGGCACCACCCCCUAAUUUUUCUGGUUCGGUUGAGGACAAACCUCAGAGAGCUGUCAGGAGCAUUUCUGAAGGAAAUCCGAACUUCUUAAUACCGUCCAAACGUUCUGAAGGAAAUCUGAACGCCUUUAUACCGUCUAAACCUAAGUCACACCUGUUCAGUCAAGUGACCAAAUGGAUCUAAUUCCCUUUUCUGUGUUUUGAUUUCUUUGUGAAACAAUUUUAACUAGCAUUUUAGGCUCUAUGAGCUUUUGUUUUAAUACUUGACUUUAAAUAACCACUGAACACACACUCAAGAUAAUCUGAUUGUUAAGCCGUGUUCAUUGGAUGAGAGGUAACAAUGGUACAACAUAAUCCAUUUUCUACUGAUGUGAAUUGCACCUAAACUUAUUAUUAAAGUAUUCAUUGACUGACAGCCUCCCAAACACUCCUGGUGUCCUCUUAUGACAUAUUAUUUGUGUUAAAGAUUUUAAACCCACUUGAGAUAAGUCAGAUGGACUUCUGGGGACCUUGAAAUUGUUCUUUCCAAAAUGUUUAUUACUAAACUGCUGCAUCUCUGUCCAAGCCUACUGCUUGCUCACCUUUUUAACAAAGAUGUUUUGCCAAUGUGCCAAAAUGCAUCUAAGGAAGACAUUUGGGUGUCAUUGUAAAUAGUUGUACAUUUUACUUUCAUGAAACAGUCAGCACUAAGGUGUUACUGUUAAAAUUACUUCAUCAUUGUUUGCCAAAUGGCAGAAGUUGAAUUCGUUCAAAAUAAAAUUUAAGCUUUUAAGUAAA
This is a messenger RNA of Syngnathus acus (greater pipefish), 3476 nucleotides long. RefSeq names its product kinesin family member 18A (gene kif18a). The record is from RefSeq and is a predicted model, not a curated record. The coding region runs from base 205 to 2883 and encodes 892 amino acids. Gene Ontology annotation, biological process: microtubule-based movement. Gene Ontology annotation, molecular function: microtubule binding; ATP binding; microtubule motor activity. NCBI's taxonomy places the organism in Eukaryota, Metazoa, Chordata, Actinopteri, Syngnathiformes, Syngnathidae. The transcript has 18 exons.